AGCCCGUAACAUCCAUAACAUCUUCACAACAAGAUAUUGAUGAUGAUAAUUUGGCUAGUAGCCUUGAAUUUAUAGAAAUAAUACAUAAAGAAAAUAUUGCACCUACUAUUUCUUAUGAGCGAAAGACAGAACAAGGCUUAAUUCAGGAAAUACCUGCAGGUAAUAGCCAGGAUGAUACAUCUCUAUUUACCCAAGUUCAUGACUCUAUAUCUCCGGAAUAUGCAACUGAAAUUUUGCUGUCUUCAGGUCAGGAAAAAUUGAGCAUCUUCCAAAAUAUCGCCCACUUAUAUGAAAAAGCAU
This is a messenger RNA of Dentiscutata heterogama, 300 nucleotides long. NCBI's taxonomy places the organism in Eukaryota, Fungi, Glomeromycota, Glomeromycetes, Diversisporales, Gigasporaceae. The record is from the annotation of a GenBank genome assembly.